CACACUUCUAAUUUCAAGACUUACUACAAAUUACAGUUAUCAAAGCAGUGCAGUACUGACCUAGGAUAAGCAUGUAGAACCGUGAACUAGCAUUGAGAGUCCCAAAAUAAAUCCUUAUAUCUGUGGUCAGUAGAGUUUUGCCAGUGGUGCUAAGGCCACCCAAUGGGGGAAAGAAUAGUUUCUUCAGAUGAUUUUGGGACACCUGAUUAUCUACAUGCAAAAGAAUGAAUGUGGACCCAUAACUCAGGCCAUAAACAAAACCAACUCAAUGUCAAAUGGAUCAAAGACCUAAACGUAGGAACUAAAACUACAAAACCAACUGUAACAAAAGGGAGAGUGACCAAAAAAGGAAAAUUGGAAUAUACUAGAGAGAAAAAAUAGAAAUAUUUAGUUACACUGGAAUCCUAAGAAGAAAAACGGAAGGGAAGAAGGAAGACAAUAGACAAAUGAGAACAAUGGGAAAAGGACGUGUUUCUGAGGUAGAGCAGAAGGGCUUGAGAGGCUGAUGGCAGAGAACAGGCGGGAGGAAGGCCUGCGGGAGCUAGCGGUCCUGAGCAGGAUCCCCAAAUAACCUUUCAUCGUUGCCCAGGGUGCCCCCCCACCUAGGGCAGAUGGUGAAGCAGUCUGCACAUUGGCAUAAGGUCCUUGUCGACUAAUAACUGUAAGAUUUCCUCUAGGAUUUCAAGAGCAUAUAAACAUUUCUAAUACUCUCUUAACACACAGGUAGUUGUUUCGUGAGCCCAGUUAACAUCCUCUUCCCUUUCUGACCCAGAGUUGAAAGUGUUAACACAAUUAGUUUUAUUGGUUCUUGCAGGCGUGUUUUGUACACAUGUAUCCAGCAGAUGGCGUUCAAGUCCUCAAGACUUCAGAUCACUCUAGAACAGCACUGCCCAAUAGAAAUAAGAUGCAAGCCCUCUGUCAUUUUCAGUUUUCUGGGAACCACAUUAAAAAAAUGAAAUUAGUUUUAUGAUAUACUUUAUUUAUUAUAUCCAAAAUAUUUCAACAUUCAACCUAUAUUAAGAAAUACUGGAAAAUUUUACAUUUCUUUUCACACCAAGUGUUCAAAAUUAACUGUAAAUCCACCAAUGGUACUUCUCAAUUAAGAUGCUAAGUUUUCAUCAGGAGUAUUUGAUCUGUAUUUAUAUGUCACGAAAUACACAGUGAAAGAGUAGAGUCACACACCCAAGUUGUCUCCAACACACAAACAUUUUUAAGUUUGUGAGUCCAAUAUCAAGUCAUAAUACAAUUUUAGUUCCUUAAUUGUACUAGCCACAGUUCAGAUGCUGAAGACACGUGUCCAGUGCAACUGUCUACCCAGCACAGCACAGCUCUAAAUGAUCUGUUCUUAAAUACUUUAUGGUCUGAGCACAGCUCCUCCUCCCAUUACUAAAGGGCUGAUAAACAUGUCUUCCAGGCAUACAUUAAGCACUCAAGAUAUUCUUCUGGCAGUGUUUCACUUGGAGGCAAGGAACAGUGAAAUCUGUCAGAAAACACGGCCACACCUUAUUCAUAUCUUUGUAGGGCUAAGCAAAAUGUGGAUCAAAAAUUGCUUUGAAUCACUUGUUUUCAUUGUAAUCUUUCCUCCAGGCCUUUGUGUGUUUUGAUACAGUACAUUUGAAUUGGCGAAAUAAAUCAUUUUGUUUGCUUGCAAAAUUCCCAAAGGAGAAACUUUAAAUCUGUAUACAUGAGAUUUCUGCUAUGUUUAGCCGUACAUUUGCCAAAGACUUGCGGGAGAAUUUAUUUCUUAAAGUCAUAGCACAGCCUGCAAGAUUGUUUUCAGCCAACCUUGUGACAUAGAGCCGAGGCAGUAGAAUUUAGAAUUUGGAGCAGGGUUGGGUACUGGUCUUUACAGUUAACACAACAUAGAUUAGCCACGCCAUAUCCAUAUGUGUGUAGUUUCUUUUUCAGCCCAUUAAUUGAACUAAGUCAGUUAUAUGUCAAGCAGUUCCUGUAAAAAACAACGUGGCUAAAGUUUUUAUUUAUAGAUUGCAAGCAGAUCUUCCACUCUCAGGCCUCUAACUAUAAAAGGCUUCACCUUAGGUAAGAACUUUUCACCCUCAGUCACCUCUCAGGGGCCCUGACUUUUUACAGCUGAAGGUCCAUCUUGUCUAAGAUGGACAGUGUUACCUAGCAGUAUGCGUACUCUAGCAACAUGAAUGGCAUCAAGAGCAACAGAGAAUUGUACCAGCAAUACACGGCCUCGGCCCCCAGGCUGCUGGCCCGCAUCUCCAAACUGCUCAUCCUUUGCCGGAACUCAGGCAUUUCUGUACCCAAGGGCGUUAGGAACAUCUUUGAGUUCACUUGGGAAGAACUUACUGCCGACCCCAUGGUGCCUACUGCGUCCGACAUCCUGGGCCUGGAGAUCAGCUUUGGACCCCCACCCGUGGUGCUUAUGGAACCAACCUACACGCAGGCCCCUGUCCAGAAGAAGGCGCCACCACUGGUACUACCACCACCGUUGCUGCCCGCACCCACUGGGCCUGCCAGGUUAACCCGCUCUCCCACCCAUGGCCGGGAAGCUCUGCACAAGUUCCAGCGGCGGUCCAUCCACCUGCUCACAGAGCUGCUCACCCUGAAGAUGAAGGCCAUGAUGGAGUCUGCGUCUGUAGGUUCCAAUCAUCUGGAUGUCACAAGGCACUUCGUGGAGGCCAGCCUGCUCCUCCACCUCAAAGCCAAGGAGACAGCUUUAGACUACCUGAUCAGCACCAUCGGGAAAAGUAGCUCUGGUGUCAGCUCAAUAUGGAAAGAUUCCUCCAUGAGCACUCCAACUGUGGGCGUGAACUCACCUUACCAGCUUGUCUACGAGUCCUCUACUGGCUGUCUGAGCUUUUCCCUCUCAACUGGAAGAGAAGUCAAGAAGAAAACAGCCACAGGCAGAUCAAAAGUCCUCGAAGACAUAACCAUAUCACCCCUCCAACAAGGACCCGGAAACUCUGCCUCUGACAGUAUGGAGUUCAGUGACCCCUGCCCUGAGGCCCGAGAGAAGCUACAGGAGAUGUGUCGCCUUAUAGAAGCUGAAAGGGCCUCGUGGAAAGGGAGGAAAUUCUCCUACCCCAUGAUCUUUCGCAACUACAGGGCAAAGAUGCCCUCUCAUCUAAUGUCAGCCCCAAAAGGGGACGCUCAGACCCCUCACCCUCCAGGUGCUCAGACUUCCACUCCCACCCCUCACCAGCCUCCUGCCCACCAACAUGCUCAUAUCAGCCAGCAUUCUCAGGAGUGGAAGAUAUCCAAGAAGCCCAUCAAGUUGCAUUACACCUUCUGUGAUGGGUCUUCCUUCGUGUACUAUCCCUCUGGAAAUAUCGCCAUGUGUCAGAUCCCCACAUGCUGCAGAGGAAGAACCAUCACCUGCCUCUUUAAUGACACACCCAGCUACUCCUUUCUGGCUCUGUUCAAUGCUGAAGGCCAGGGCUGUGUUCACUACAACCUGAAGGCCCGUUGCCCAUAUGUCUUGAUCUUGGAUGAGGAAGGUGGGACCACCAAUGACUACAAGGGCUACGUAGUCCACAAAUGGAGCUGGUCUUCCAAGACAGAGACUUUGCUCUCCCUGGAGUAUAAGGUGAAUGAACAAAUCAAGCUGACGGUUCUGGGCCCGGACUCUAUCAUAGUCACCUUCACCUCCCUAAAUGAGACAGUAACACUCUCUGUAUCAGCCAACAACUGUCCACAUGGGGUAGCUCACGAAAAACGGCUGCUGACCCGCAUAGACGACAAAGUGUCCAAGAUGAGCCGAGCCCUAGCGGAGAUCAAGAAGCGGUUUCAAAAGACAGUGUCACAGUUUACGAAUUCUAUCUUGUUGGCAGCAGGCCUACUCACCAUAGAAUACACAGUUAAGGAAGACACAGAAAGCAAUCGAAGCAAGGUAAAAUAGGGUCCCCAUCUUGAGCGAGGCCCCAAGCCAAGUUUAUACUCAGGAGAAGUCCUUUUAUUACGAUCUCGGUCAGCCCGGCCCGAAUCCUCAAUUGAAGAGUCAUCGAGAGAAGAGCGUGGGUCUGUUUCUGUGAGCCCCACUCGGAGGAGGACCAUCAAGAUGCAAGGCAAAGCCAUGAUCACAACCAGAUGGGCUUAG
Messenger RNA from Hyaena hyaena (striped hyena), 4066 nucleotides. It is a transcript of the gene FAM194C, whose product is annotated as chromosome unknown C3orf20 homolog. NCBI's taxonomy places the organism in Eukaryota, Metazoa, Chordata, Mammalia, Carnivora, Hyaenidae. The record is from RefSeq and is a predicted model, not a curated record. The transcript is spliced from 12 exons.